AUGUAUUCCCGUUCUACAAUGCGCUCUGGUCUUCGAGGACCAGACAAAUCUGAACACGACUAUGUACGAUGUUUCGUUCGGAAGCAAACAUGUGACAGAGUACUCCCACGUUGUACACGCUGCACAGAGCAUGAUCCAAGCGGGCGUGUUGGUUGUCAAUAUCUCGACACAAGUCACACGAACCAUUUCGCUCAACCUCGUCAACCUUCAUUUGCCUUGUUACAAUUCUCGGGCACCAAUUGGAACAUGACAAAAAGGGGCCGUGAAGAAUUGGGCAACUUGAUACUUUUGGCAGCUGAUCCUAUCAGAGUUGUACCUGGAGGUAUGAAGAGCUUUGUCGAGAAAUUGAUAUCUGAAUACGGCCGCACUAUCGACGAAUUGCUCCAAGACAGUAUCUUUGAGUGGUUUCCCAUCGUUGAAUCCUGCUACAUGGGUAGCUAUAUCCUUUACUCCUCUUUUACUCGUGAUGAUGAAGACGAGGACAAAUUCAUGCCCUUACUGCACAUGGCCAUACUUCUGGUUACUUCGCCCCCUGCCGCUGUAUUGGACGGCCCAAUGUUGGACACCUGUACCUUUCAUACGGAUUUGCACAAGGCCAUCAAAGCGUUGGUAGCUGUCAUCUCGCUGAAUACCAAGGCACAUAUCCAUCUGAUUCAGACUUUGGGCCUGAUCGCCCUGUAUGAAUUUGGAAUUGGUUCUUUCGAACAGGCUCAUAUCACUCUCACUUCGGCCUUUGCUAUGACAAAUAUGGUUGGGAUAGAUCCUUCGGACAUGGAAGCUCAGCUCACCUGGAAAGUGUGCCUAAUGACCCUUGACAGAAUGAUUGCUAUGUCUACGCAUAGUCGGCCCUGCAAUACCUUCAGCCCUUUUAACCCGAAUCCACUGCCACUUAUUUGCGAUAUCUUUCAUCCUUUGAGCAAGCAGGUGGAAUUUCUGAUGGACAAGUUGAAUGACCCUCAGUUCAAGCCUGACUCGGAAAAGACCGUUCAGAGACUAAUUGUAAUGUAUGAGGGCGUUGCGAGAGCCGGUCGAAUUCUGCAGCGCAAUGAGGGGAAGGGAAGACCAACUUUUGGUCCCAAUUUCUUUCUCGACUCAGAAGAUGAUUUGGACGGUGAAGCGAACAAAAGAUCUGAAUUAGAGGAAGACAAGCAGGAUAUGAUGGACGACAAUGGUAACCCAAAAGCUCCUAACUACUGGUCAGGGCAUGAUCCUCAAGUCUUAUCUCUGAGUGCUAUGAUUGUCAACGAAUAUUACGAAGGGAUGCCGAAAGACGGGAGUGUUUCUAUAUCACGUUAUGGAUUUACAGAGUGGCACAAGAAAUGCGACGAUCUUGCUCUCAAGGCCUGCUCAGCGCUCGUCACAAUGUCAAGAAAGAAUGAGGUUGACAUACAAAAGCUCUCUAUGAUUAGCAUGUUUUGCAUCAUGCAUAACUUGGCCAUCAUAGUCAAAGAUAUAUCCUCCGACUUUGCUGUCAAAAGGGCUAAAAACUUUAAGCCUGUGAUGAACAAGUUUGCUGCGAGAUGGCCUUUUGCACGUUAUUACCGGGAUUAUUUGGAAAGAUAUAUUGGUCGCUUGGAGAAUUUGUGGAAUCGCCCUUUCUAUUGA
Fusarium poae is the source of this 1605-nucleotide messenger RNA. RefSeq lists its product as uncharacterized. The coding region runs from base 1 to 1605 and encodes 534 amino acids. The transcript has 5 exons. The record is from RefSeq and is a predicted model, not a curated record. Lineage: Eukaryota; Fungi; Ascomycota; Sordariomycetes; Hypocreales; Nectriaceae.